UUUACUUUACCUGCUAUUUCAACACUCGCUUCCUGCUGAUACACUCGCUUAUUAGGAAGUGGAGGAGUUGAGUCUCGACGUUUUCACGAGCUGGACUUCACGUAAUCGAGAGGAAAAUGCUGCGCGUGAAGGUCGCAGCUCUGGACACGAGGGCGCAAUGACAUGUGCGCUGAUUUCCCUAAGGAUCAAAGUUAUAAAGCUACAACUUCAGCAUGUCCUCGACAACGGUCAGAGUCUGUCUACAGCUUUUACUUCUGUCAUGCAUCGUCUCCGCUGUAUCAGGGGUCCAGAAGCUAAACAUCACCCCUGACAGAGGGACCACCUUCAACAUCAGCAGUACUCAGGUCAAAGGUUGUCAGGUGUGUACAGGGUCAGGGCGUUCACGGCGAUGUAGUACCUCUCUGCUGUUAAAAGACAGCACUCCUGUCUCAGUGGAGUUUGAUUGCUCCAGACCUCAAGAUGUAUUCAGGGUGGAAAUUAGCCGCAAAAUAGAAUGUACCACAAAGUCGUGCAAUGGGCACGUCAUCCAGGCUGACUACGGCUCGCUUCCCUUGCUGGAUUUUAACCGCAAGUUCACCUGGAACCUGAAGGCAUCAGCACCAAAAGCGUUCAAAAUAGACUUUACUAAGGCUGGUCUGAGACAAAUUAGUCCGUCUGAGAGAUGUCCAGACAGACACAGCUACACCCUCCAUGCUCUCCAGACUACAGGGAACGCUGCCGUAGGGAAAUACUGCGGGACGGGCCCAAUCAGUAGCGCUCAGAUACUGAAUCUGGGCAGCUUUUCUCUGGAGGUCCCAGCAGGGCAGAGGCUGCAAAAUGGCCAGUUUGAUGUGUCUGUCGGGGAGGAAAUCAAGUCCCUUGCCAGAAUUACACUGACAUUACCAAAAGGGGCCUCGUCCACAGAGCUGCUGUCUCCAAACUACCCGGACAGUUUUCCCGACGACGACGUGAUGGAGUGGUACUUUCAGGUCCCGAACAAACACAAGACCGGCAUUCAGUUCCUAAACCUCACGCAGCCGAGUUGUCUGAAGAAGGAGACUGCGGCGGAGUACCACACCAAAGGGAGACAGGCGUUGGUGCUGAGUCUGACAGAGCCCCAGCCGGACCGGUUUCAGGGGAACUUCUCCCUGACGCUGAGGAAUUGUGAGAUGGACAGAAGACAAGCUGGAUCUCCUGGACUCUCACUAAAUGUCCGGGUGUCCACUUCAAGUACAAGUUCACCAGUGUUGUGUAAAGUGGACCUGCGCGAAGUGGAUGGCCUCUCUUUGUACAUCGAGAAGUUGAGACCGGACUCUGACUGCGAGAUGAAAAUAAACUCUGUGACGAUGGAGAAGAUCACAGUCACGGCAAACAGUGACCUGUCUUUCCAGGACUGUCUUCCUGAAGACUUACAAGUCACUGCCAUGAAAGUCAUAGGGUGUAGUCAACUCCAAGACUGCCCAAAGACACCAGUCCGCCUCUCACUGCCUGCGCUGCCGAGCUGCCUCCCCGCCCCUCUGAGGAGUGCGACCUGGAUCCUCCAUCCUCCCGUGCAGGGCACCGUGGAGCUGACUUCUCCCUCUGGGCCACUCAAGCAGUCCCUGCCCGGACAGCCGUGCAACGACAGCAUCUUGAUCAAUGUGGCCGAGGAUGACGGCACUGCUAUCGGACACUUCUGCCCCCAGGGAGCCAUACAGAAGAUCCAAAUCCACACCAACAUGUCUGUCACUGUGUCCAGCAUGGGGGGUAGAGCGCUGAAGACGUGUUACAAGAACGUGCUGGACGCCUGUUUUAAAGAGGAGAUAUCAGAAAGAUACAUAUUCACUGUGUCUUCAAAGAAAGACACCCCCGUCCUUCUGGCUACUCCCGGUUGGCCAGUGGGAAUGCAGUCUUACUCCACCGUCUCCUGGAUUGUCUCCGUCCCCCCGAAGAUGGAGGCGCACCUGAUGUUCACCAACAUCAGCCAGCCCAAGUGCAGCAACCGCCACACCAACAUCAGGGUGCAGAGGGUCGGCAGCCUGGAGGAGGAAUACAGCCGUAGGGAGGACGAGGACGCCGGCAGGGAGCUCGUCGUCUCUGACAGUUUCUACCUCAACAUGUCCAACUGUAUGCCCGAGAGAGGACACUUCAGCGUCAUCACCAAGAUCACCCUGCAGGAGAGCAAGAACCUUCUGCUGACGAUCAUCCUGAGUGUGGUGGCUGCUCUGUUGGCCAUUUUUGUCAUUGUGCUGGUAGUGGUCUGUGUAGUGGUUAGGAAGAAGAAGAAGCAGCUGAAUCAUCAGGUGUCCAUCUACAAUCCAAACGGCACCAGCUUCCUGCCUGGACAAAACAGGUUCCCUAAAACGCGGGAAGACAACGAGUCCCAUGUGUACGCCUCCAUCGAGGACACGCUGGUCUACACGCACUUGCUGAGGAAGGGUAUGGAGAUUGGCGUCUAUGGAGAAUCUGACACGCACCGGCCCUUCACGGGACACACAGACUCACAAAAGCCGCUGGUCUCCAAAUACUCUGAUGGAGACGGCAUGGAGGUCGAUACUUAUCGCUCGUUUCAGUACUCAUCUCAGCAGGCGCCUCCGCUUCCCAACAGGCCUGCAAGCCUACCACUGGUGGACAAUGAUAUUUACCAGAGUGAGGACCAAAGGGAGGAGGAGCGGUCUCUGAAUCUGGGGGAGAGGCAGGAGCCAGAGGGAGGGAACUGAGGAGAAGAUUGGAUUCAGCUUUGACCCACUUGAACUUUGAGAUAUUCAUUCCCUGGCGUCUGUGUGAUUACCUGCUGUUCAGCCUUGAAAGAAGCCUCUUUUUUUUCCUUCUUCUCUUGAGCGUAGUUUUGCACCAAAGCCAGGCACACAAAAUAACCCUGUUCAAACUUGCCUGCUGCUGUUACCUUGUUCUUAGAUGAAGACGCAUUUGUUUUGAAAGCAGUCCUUAAUCAUUCCCUUUAUACCAGUUUUUGCCACUAUAAAGCAAUUUUCCGCUUUUAGGCGAUGACUGUUUUUCAUUUUGAGAUAUUUUAUAUGUGUACUUUUGUACUUAUUGUGGAUGUUUGUACAGGAGCAAACCUGUGUGCUGUUUACAUGCUGUUUUUUUAUUUUUAUCAUUAAACCACUGAACAGAGAGGACUCCACUGCUGUUGCAAUACAUUGCACUUGAUAGCAUCAUCAGCACAUGAUGGCCUGAUAAUGGCCUGUAUUGCAGGAGAUUGCAACAGCAGUGUAUGUGCAUGGAGUCCUCUCUGUGUAUUUUAUAUCACUGCUUUUUCACCUGCUAUAGAGACUUCUAAAUAUCAUUAGACCAUAAAUGUGCCUUACAGAGAGGGCAGUACACUCCUGCUAAUAUAGUUUAGGAUUUUAGAGUUGUUUUCAGCCAGGGAUGAAUAAAAAGUGUUUUUGUUCUGCUGCUAACCAAGCCAUCUUCUUCUCAGGUCCUACCAAAACUCUUUUUUUUUUUUCUUCUUGCGUAUCACGAUGGAUUAGAAUCACUAGCUAGCAAAUUUUACUUUACUAUUUGUUUCAAGGACCACAGACCUCUUCUGCUGGACUCCAGUUACAUAUAAUAAAAGGUCUUGCACACACUGAAGGGCAGUUAUCUCACAAAGAAACGUCAUCAUGUUUGUUAGCUGACUGAACUUUGUUAUUAAUUACAGGUAACUUCUAAAAGAGAGGCUGUACCAGAGCUAUAAUUUAACAUAAGUGUGGUGAGUGCCCAGGACCUUUUCAUGUGUCUGAGUCACUCGUUGUGUGAGAAUCUACAAACUGAUGCAGGAGGUCACGGAACAAACCAAGAACCAACUAAGUUACAUUCAACCAAGAUUUUGGUUUGUUUUUCAUUAACUUUUUACAGUUUACACAUUUUCUGGGAUUGUUAUCUUGAUGAAAUGGGAAAAAAAGCAUGCAACAUUUUAAAAAUAUUUAUGUAUAAAUUUGUAUUCAUUUUGACAUGAAGCUGACCCAGACGAUGCCAGAAAUUGAAUAGGCCUCAUUUGAGGAAUAAUGUGGUUGUAAAGUCACCUCCUGCAGUUCAGAAAAUGAACAGCAGAGGGGGACAAAAUUCGAAGUUGGAAAUAAAGUGUCUUUUGCUCACUGGUUUUAAAAGAA
Molecule: messenger RNA, 4073 nt
Organism: Lates calcarifer (barramundi perch)
Lineage: Eukaryota; Metazoa; Chordata; Actinopteri; Centropomidae
Gene: cdcp1a
Product: CUB domain containing protein 1a
Exons: 9
Coding region: 213-2678 (821 amino acids)
Source: RefSeq, a predicted model, not a curated record